Messenger RNA from Lolium perenne, 1044 nucleotides. Its product is annotated as ATP synthase subunit O, mitochondrial. Gene Ontology annotation, molecular function: proton-transporting ATP synthase activity, rotational mechanism. The record is from RefSeq and is a predicted model, not a curated record. Gene Ontology annotation, biological process: proton motive force-driven ATP synthesis. Gene Ontology annotation, cellular component: membrane. NCBI's taxonomy places the organism in Eukaryota, Viridiplantae, Streptophyta, Magnoliopsida, Poales, Poaceae.
AGCCUCCUCCUACUCUCUUCCUCCUCCCCGACCCCGACCCGAUCUCCUCCUAGGUUUCGCUCUCCACCACCGCGGAACCAACCGGAAAUGGCGGCGGCGCGGCACCUCAGAUCCGGCCUCCCCCUCCUCCAAGCCCACCUCGCGGCCGCCGAAUCCGCCGCCGUCGCUCAGGUGUCAAGGGGGCUCGCGACGCAGGCGUCGAAGCCUUCCCAGAAGCAGAUCAAGGUUCCAGAGGCUCUGUAUGGCGGUACUGGCAACUACGCCAGUGCGCUGUUCCUUGCAGCAGCCAAAGCAAAUUCGCUGGACAAAGUUGAAUCUGAGAUCCGCGAUAUCGUGGCGGCAACCAAGAAGAGCCCUAUGUUUUCUCAGUUCUUGAAGGACUCGUCUGUGCCCAAAGAAACCAGGGUGAAGGCUGUAACUGAUAUUUUCUCUGAAGCUGGGUUUUCUGACGUCACAAAGAAUUUCUUGCUGGUACUGGCAUCCAAUGGAAGACUGAAGUUUGUUGAGCGCAUUGCGGAUAGAUUUGUUGAUUUGACCAUGGCACAUAAGGGGGAGGUUAAAGUUGUUGUCAGGACUGUUGUUCCACUUCCUGAGAAGGAGGAGAAAGAACUCAAGGAGACCUUGCAAGAUAUCCUUGGAAAAGACAAAACUAUCUUGGUUGAACAGAAGAUUGACUACAGCAUUAUGGGAGGACUAGUGAUUGAAUUUGGGCAGAAGGUGUUUGAUAUGUCGAUCAAGACCAGGGCGAAGCAAAUGGAGUCUUUCUUGAGGCAGCCCGUUGAUUUCUAACUGCCUUUUGGAUCAAAAGCAACGCCAGAGUUGAGUGGCUGUGCUGCUGAAGGUUCCCUCAUGUCUACUUCUUCGACUUGGCCUUGAAAUAAAAGCUUUCCUUUAUAAGAGAACGGCACUAUGCUUUAUUUUGUCUUGAGGGCUGGAGGCCCGCUGAACAAUCUUAAUUUCCUUUCUGCCAAAAAAAACGUGGAUAAAACAUGAAGAGAGGCCAUGGAAAGUUUUUAAUUCAAGUGUUUGUAAUCAUCUGUUCAA